AUGCCGCACCGCGGCAUCAAGCCUGAGAACGUGCUCGUCGACCCCGGCGGCGCCCUUAAGAUCUGCGAUUUCGGGAUGGCCAUGCCGCUCAGAGGCAGCCGGUGGUACGGCGCGGCAGUCGACGUGUGGGCGCUCGGGUGCGUCAUGUUCAAGCUCCUCGCCGGCGAGCCCCUCUUCAUGGACGUCGAGGUAGACGCGGACCUCCUCAUGGAGGUGAUACAACUGGGCCACGAGAUCGACUCCCGCGGGGUAGCGGCGUUCAAGGGCCUGCCGUCGGACCUGUCACAGGCUCGGGCGAGGUCUUGUGUGGCAUCGAUAGGAAAUGUGAAAGAGUGA
Molecule: messenger RNA, 336 nt
Organism: Panicum hallii
Lineage: Eukaryota; Viridiplantae; Streptophyta; Magnoliopsida; Poales; Poaceae
Product: putative cyclin-dependent kinase F-2
Exons: 3
Coding region: 1-336 (111 amino acids)
Biological process (GO): protein phosphorylation; signal transduction
Cellular component (GO): cytoplasm
Molecular function (GO): protein serine/threonine kinase activity; ATP binding
Source: RefSeq, a predicted model, not a curated record